GAUUGUGUUAGUUGUGUGUGUGGGCGUGUGUGUUUUGUUUAUCAAAUUGUGCUUUUUUGAUGCCAUUCUUUGAAAAAAAAAUCAAAAUUUUUUAUUCUUAUGAAAGCAAUUUGGAUCCUUAUUGCUGAAAUGUUCUUUCGUACGCCUGAAAUGAACAUUUCCAAGUGAAAAGAAUUUCAUUUCAUUAUACUGAUAAAAUAAUAGUGGACAAGACACUAGAACAUCAGUGUACAAGUACAACUUAGGCCAUCAUGUAUUUUCGGUAAAGUUUGAUGACUUCAACUGCAAUUUUUUCAAGUUCGGAGUACCGGUAAUAAUUUUUAAUGCAUCCUACGACGAAUGAAUUGAUACAUUGACCAUCACCUGCGAUAUGUUACCAUCGGAAUUGAUCGGAGUAUGCCGAUUGUGUUUGGUCAAAGACCAAGUAGAAGUUAAUAUCUUCGAAAAUGAUUCUAAGGAUAUCUAUUACCGAAUUUCGACCUGCCUUCCAGUCACCAUCGCCUCAGAAGAUAAAUUACCCAAAAAAAUAUGUCUUAGUUGCCACGAUAAGAUAAAUAUGUUCUACGAUUUUUGGAAUCAAACAUUGACUACCGAAAAACAUUUAUUAUCGUGGCUGAAUCUUGAUUCCGAAACUUCGAACAAUAUUUGCGAUAGUUCCCAGUCUUAUUCUUAUUGCGUUUCUGAGAGUAAUGACGCAGAUAUCAAUCAUUCUACGAGCAUCGAUAGCGACGAAAAUAAUGCAGACAGUGAUUUAGAGAAUAGUGUAGACAAACGGAAAUCUAACGAAUGCAGUGAACCUGAAAAUAACCUUAUACUCAAUGUGGAUUAUCAAGAUGACAAACCAGGACCUUCCGGUUUUCAAGUUGAACAAACUUCUGCGCUGAAACAAUUACAAGGGUAUACCGACGAAUUGGCGAAUAAUUCGCUGAGUAAUUUAUCGAAAAUAUUCCAAGUAUUGAAUAGCCCCGAGGAUAUGUCAGAAAACACAUUAUCACCCGCUGCACCUUCGCCUUUGCCUGAAAAACGACCUCAUACGAACGAUCAUUUCGAACCCGAACCUCUAUACAAAUGUGAAACUUGCAGCAAGACGUUUUCAUGCGAGGAUAUCUUAGCUAUGCAUAAAUUGAGCCAAUGCAACGAGCAGGGCGACUUGAAGAAAUGCUAUUUGUGCGACGAAACGUUUACGAAUCCGUCGACGCUAGCCGAGCAUAUGAAGAACAUUCACGACGAUCGUAAAUUUCAAUGUGAAGAGUGUGGCAAAUGUUUUCUAACCAAGCACCACUUACGUAUGCACAGUUCGAUGCAUUUAGAUUCUAAGCCAUUUUCGUGCCAAAAAUGCGGUACCAAUUUCCGUUAUAAAAAAACCUACGAAACGCACGUCAAAAUCCACGCCAAUGAGAAAAAAUCAACCGACGAGCAGACGUUCGUUUGUGACAUUUGCGAGCAACGUUUUUCUACGCGUAAUUCCUAUAUACAUCACGCUCGAAGUCAUAAAAACGUUACCGGUAAAUGCAAACUGAUGUGUUUCGUUUGUAACCAGACUUUCGCCUCGAAACGUAUGCUUACUCAGCAUCUACGUACGCAAUGUGGAGAAAAAACGCAUACGUGCGACGUCUGUGGAAAAGAGUUACUGACUAAAGAGUCGUUAGAUUGCCAUAAACUUAUACACGUCGAUGAGAAAUCGUUAGUUUGUAAAAUUUGCGGUAAAACCUUCUCACAUCGUAAAUAUUUCGUUGUCCAUCAACGCAUACAUACCGGUGAGAGACCUUACAAGUGUAUCACUUGUAAUAAAACCUUUACUCAGGCGUCUACGUUAACUGUACAUCGACGAUAUCAUACUGGAGAACGUCCCUACAAGUGCUUCGUUUGUUCUAAAGGUUUUGUCACUCGUACAAUCAUGUUAUCUCACUUGAAAUAUCACAAAAAGUCGUGAUGAAAUCGUAUAUACUUUGGCAUCGCUAUUCGAUUAUAUAAUGUGAUUACAGUAUUACACCUUGAUUUAAUUCAGCACGUUGUUUCGUAUUCUUUGUAAGCUUCUUGAUAGUUUGACUGUUAAUUUAGAAAGCGAAUAUUUAAUGUUCUACAUAUGAAAAUUUGAAAUUCAAUUGAAUUCGUUCUGUUUGGAUUUCAGCAGUGCAUGUUUAUGAAGGGAAAAAUUUUUCAAAUCCGUGAAAUCUAAUAAGAGUAUAGUUUUUCGAUUUUUGUUUUUAAGUAAAGAUAAUUGCUUUGGAAUUUCUCGCCGUUCAACUGACCAUAUCUUUUCGGAGAAGAUUCAUUCUGAGAAGUCGUACCGAACCAUAUUCUUUCUCAUUGAAUAAUCAUCGUAAUAUUAUGUGUGGUAGCAUUAUUCUUUUGAUGUGAGUUAUAAUAAUGUUUUUAAAAAUUCAUAAUCUAUUUUGAUAGUAUUUGUACUCGUCUUCCUUCCAGUUUCUUAAAUCAUAUUUUGGAUUUUUAUAUAUACAUUUUUUAAAAUAACUUUUACAGAGCAGUUCCUAUUUGUUUAUGUUUGGGUAUUUCUUUUCAAUUUACCUUCUUCUACGAUUAACGUAUCGAAUAAUAUUGAGUAGUUGAGUUACCAUCAGAUUUUUAUUACGUGGUUAUCAAUUUCGUAACAAUUCGAUUCCUACGUUAAAAAAUAUAAGGAUAAAAUUCAUUCGAUGAAUUAUUUGAUUCAACGAUGGUUCAAUCUGAAAUAUUUCUCUGUUCAUUUAGGUAGGUAUUGAAAAUAAAAGUUAUUGAAUGGAGAUUUGUGUUGGAAAAUCGUAUUUCAAUUUCAGAAAUUGUACCGUUAGUUUGUCACUCAUUUAAGAUCUAGUUGAUAGAUUUUUCAUGAUCAUAUCUUGUAAUUUUUAUACGCAAUUUAUAUUUUCUUGGCGAAAAUGGUUUAAUUUCUACGUGUGUUAUUUAUCCCUAUCAUGUAGUUUUUAUUAAUGCUUAUCAACCUAAGUUUUUGGAGAAAAAAAAACAACAAAUACACGUUUUGUAUUUCCUA
This is a messenger RNA of Planococcus citri (citrus mealybug), 2992 nucleotides long. RefSeq names its product zinc finger protein 510-like. The record is from RefSeq and is a predicted model, not a curated record. Gene Ontology annotation, biological process: regulation of transcription by RNA polymerase II. The transcript has 5 exons. Gene Ontology annotation, cellular component: nucleus. Bases 371 to 1933 code for a protein of 520 amino acids. Gene Ontology annotation, molecular function: zinc ion binding; DNA-binding transcription factor activity, RNA polymerase II-specific; RNA polymerase II cis-regulatory region sequence-specific DNA binding. NCBI's taxonomy places the organism in Eukaryota, Metazoa, Arthropoda, Insecta, Hemiptera, Pseudococcidae.